AUGCCGCCCCUGGACGGUAGCAAAGCUGCCAUGCACGUCGAUGCCCGUACCGUGCUUGAUGAUAUACAACGCACAGGGCAGCUCAUAGAGGAGCUCCGCCGGUUGAAGAAGUACGGUGGAAGUCGCAUGGAGCUGCAACGACUCAAGGAUGAGAUCAGUAGGCUAAGGACCACCCAGUUAAGCCUCUUUGAAGCCAACAAAAUCAAUGCCGCUCCCUGUGUGCGGUCUGAACCUCCCCCAGCAUCAACUCGUAGUGAUGGUCUGAUGGUGACUCCACGAUCGCACACUGGCCAACGCCUCGAAGAGUCAAGAAGACCUUCAUUGAAGGUUUUAAAGUCACUUGCUACACAUUGCUCAGGUCAAAGGGCAACGGAACAGCGAAUCAGCCAAGCCACCCCGAGACACAGCACGCAAUAUAGAUCCUCCGCGCCUUCAACGGACAAGCAAGAACGAUCGUCCGGCACCGAUAGAGAGGAGUACAGAAAAUACUGCUCUGUCGCCUUUGCUGUUGUUUUGGCCGAGGCUCACACGCGACGCGAGAUUAUUCAUAAAUGCGAGAAACGGCGGAUGAAGCUCAUGGGACUUUUUAGAGAGGGACGAAUUCUAAUCUCAUCUUCACAGCCCAGUGCAAUCCAGACCCACGAAGAUAACGAUAUACCCCGCUUCGCCUCAAAAAGUGAAGCAAAGGAAACAACCAUUUCUCCCCCAUACGGCACACUAAACCACCACUCAUAUUCCAUACCAGAUAAUGUCAUUGCGUCCCGCCACCAACUGCGUUACACUUGCAGCGAAGAAAGGAGAGGUAGGGGAGAUAACUUUGAUCACGGAAACGGGGGUGAACCCUCGCGCCAAGCAGAAGAGGCUGAUAUUGAGGCUAAGACGGAGACUAAACGUAAGGCUCAGGAGGAGGCUGAAGCCAAACGUAAGGCUCAGGAGGAGGCCGAGGCUAGGCGUGAGGCUGAGGAGGAGGCCGAGGCUAAACGUAAGGCUCAGGAGGAGGCCGAGGCUAGGCGUGAGGCUGAGGCGGAGGCCGAGGCUAAACGUAAGGCUCAGGAGGAGGCCGAGGCUAAGCGUAAGGCUGCGGAGGAGGCCGAGGCUAAACGUAGGGCUGAGGAGGAGGCCGAGGCUAAACGUA
Trypanosoma grayi is the source of this 1135-nucleotide messenger RNA. RefSeq names its product kinetoplast DNA-associated protein. The record is from RefSeq and is a predicted model, not a curated record. The transcript has a single exon. The annotation marks the transcript as partial. Lineage: Eukaryota; Euglenozoa; Kinetoplastea; Trypanosomatida; Trypanosomatidae.